This is a messenger RNA of Cynoglossus semilaevis (tongue sole), 2386 nucleotides long. It is a transcript of the gene slc35d3, whose product is annotated as solute carrier family 35 member D3. NCBI's taxonomy places the organism in Eukaryota, Metazoa, Chordata, Actinopteri, Pleuronectiformes, Cynoglossidae. The coding region runs from base 374 to 1687 and encodes 437 amino acids. The record is from RefSeq and is a predicted model, not a curated record. The transcript is spliced from 4 exons.
CAGACUGUCAUAUUUCACUCCUCCACUCUCUUCUCCUCUUCUGCGCUGCAGCUCCAGCUCCUGCAGGACCUCCUGCUCCUCCGGCUCCUCUUCUUUUACCCCCCCACUCUCUCACCUCCAGCAGGAUAUUUAACCCCUUGUCUUCGGGGGACAGAAGUGAGAGCUGAAGUUACUUUCCUGCUCUCACCAAACAUUUAAUCUUUUAUUUAAAUUUCUCUUUUUUUUUUUUACUGAAAAACAUUUUUCUUGAAGGUAAAAUCGCCGUCGGCAGAAGUCCGUCCAGAUUUCCUCUUCUUCUUUGGUGUGUAGUAACAAACUAAACCCUGGUUGACUCCACCACUUUUCUCCUCCACUCCUCAUCGUCUCCGUCACGAUGGAGGUGUGCAGGAACCGCCUGUUAGCCAUCUCCGUGGCCGUGGCCCACGGCGUCUUCUCAGGUUCCCUCAACAUCCUGAUCAAGUUCCUCAUCAGUAACUUUCACUUCUCCUACCUGACGCUGAUCCAGUUCCUGACCAGCAGCUUGGCCGCCCUGGUCCUGGAGACCCUCAGGAGGCUGGGGAGGGUGGACGUCCCCCCGUACAGCCUGAAACUCUGCAAGGAGUUUGCAUCAGUGUGUGUCCUCUCCACCCUCCAGUCUACCCUGACCCUCUGGUCCCUUCGUGGACUCAGUCUGCCCAUGUACGUGGUUUUCAAGCGCUGCCUGCCGCUCUUCACGCUCAGCAUCGGUGUGUGUGUGCUAAGGAACGGCCUGCCGUCUGUGGGUGUCGUGAUAGCCGUGCUCAUCACCACUGGGGGAGCUGCACUCGCUGGUGCUGGUGACCUCACAGGCGAUCCCUUUGGUUAUGUCACUGGUGUACUGGCAGUAAUCAUACACGCCUCGUACCUGGUCCUGAUCCAGAGAGCCAGUUUGGUCAGCGAGUACGGACCACUUACUGCCCAGUACGCAAUUGCCAUCACAGCUACACCGGUGUUGUUCGUCUGCUCCUUCAUCUCCAUGGAUUCCAUCAACAUGUGGUCGUACGAAGGCUGGAAGGACCCGCGCAUCACCGCCACCUUCCUCUCCUGCGUCUUCAUCGGUUGUGCCAUGAACUUCACCACGCUCCACUGCACCUACCUGAACUCUGCCGUCACCACCAGCUUUGUAGGUGUGGUCAAGAGCAUUGCUACCAUCUCCGUGGGCAUGUUUGCGUUUAACGACGUGGCGCCCACUGGCCUGUUCAUCAGCGGCGUGGUGGUCAACACCGUGGGCUCCAUCACCUACUGUGUGGUCAAAUACUACGAGAUCAAGAAGAAGAGCCUAUAUGAAGAUCUGGAAGAGGCAGGGAAAGAUGGAGCGCCACCACCUGGAGAGCCGUACCAGGAGAAGCCCCCUCUGAAUGGCGAGCGGCCGGUGGACAGUGGCGGUGGCACCGAAUCUGACCUGGGACAAACAGCGAGCUGCGACCAGGAGAGGGAGGCGGUGAAUGGGGAGAUGCGGACAGGAGACGUAGAAACAGGUGUGACAUCACUCGUGAUGACAGAAAAUGAGGUGGAGGAGAUGCAGAGGGAGCACCUCCAAGAAGGAAACAGCGCCCCCCAUGGUCGGUCAGUCAAAGACACCUGCCUUGGAGUCUGGAGCUCCAUCAGACACCUGCAGUUCCUGAAGAAGGAGCCUCUGGUUGAAAACAUGGAGCAGCAGAGUCCGUGAGUGAACGGCACCGAUGGACCAGAGACUCCAGGGACCUCCGACGGGUCUGGAGCUGGUGGACAGGAAGUGGAUUGGACUGAAAAUGACCAGCAGGAAACUCCCUUCCUGUCUCCUGUGCCUGGUGGGACAGCAGGGUGACCCACCCACCACCAUGUCGCAUGAUCGUUGUGUCCUGACAGUUAAAGACAGCAAAACAAACUCAAAGUGCAUUGUGUGCAAAUCGAAAAAGUUCUGUCGUCCAAUCGUGGCAGCAGCAGCGGCAACAUUGGCUGGAUCCUUCAUUCUGAUUGGCUUGUUUGAAAACUAACAUUUUACUAAUAUGGUCUGUGUUUUUAUCUUAUCGUCAUAUGUUUGUGUGUUUGCUCUAAAGCUGCAGGGUUCUCAUCCCAGGACGAACAUCUGGGACAUCAACACAUCCAAACACGAGUUUUUAAUGACCCACACACUCUGCCAUUCAAAAUUCCAUAGAGAAAAUCAUCAAUUUUAGCUGUGUGAGUCUCGCCUCAUGGUUAGGUUCAAAUGUGUUCAUUUUAGCUCCAACUGAGUGACACACACUGACCACAGGAGGCAGCAGUGGACCAACAGAUCAUCCGUCUCUGUGAGUUAAAAUCACUGAUUUUUUUAUGUACUUUUGAUGGUACAGUCGAGUGAGUGGUUUACAAACAUACAUACAUACAGUGGGGGGCGCUCACCGCACAG